Dothidotthia symphoricarpi CBS 119687 is the source of this 1266-nucleotide messenger RNA. RefSeq lists its product as uncharacterized. Lineage: Eukaryota; Fungi; Ascomycota; Dothideomycetes; Pleosporales; Dothidotthiaceae. The record is from RefSeq and is a predicted model, not a curated record. The transcript is spliced from 3 exons. The coding region runs from base 315 to 1118 and encodes 267 amino acids.
CGCCAACCUCACGCCAUCGUACUUCCUUCUACAAAGUGAAUUGCAAUACACGCACUCCCUUACUCGGCAACCCAAAGAGUACGCAGCAAAGCGACGGGAAACUAUUUCUGAGGGCGCCAUAUCUCCGAUGUCGGCCGCAGAUUGCCCAAUCAGAACCCAAAGCAUAUCAUUUGUGAACCAUACUACAUCUAUCCACGUGCGUUCGGGCAGUAUAUAAACGGAAAGCACGACUUGUGUCGUGUUGCAUCUUGAUAUCGCCUCUACGCUGUGCAUUACCCAUCCCCGUUCGAACGAAAGCAAUACACGCACGCACGAUGGGUGUGUAUUAUGAGACCAUACCGGAUAGCCUGGUGCCGUGGAUCCAGAAUCAGAAGAUGCUUUGGGUCGGCACCGCCCCCCUCUCUCCUACAGGUCACAUCAAUGUAUCCCCGAAAGGUUCUUCCACAGGCGGAACCCCCUUCGGCGUUCUCUCACCCACAAAAUUCUGGUACAUUGAUCUCACCGGCUCGGGCGUUGAAACACAUGCCCAUCUCCACGAACCAAACAACGGGCGCAUAUGCGUCAUGUUUGCGGCUUUCACGGGCGCCGCGCAGAUCGUUCGCAUAUGGGGUACCGGUACACCCCUCGAAAACGGCACCCCCGAAUUCACUUCUUUCGUUGGCGAUCAUAAAAUCACGCUCAUCCCCGGCGCUCGCAGUAUCAUCCUAAUCGACGUGCACCAAUGCGCCACAUCAUGCGGCUGGUCUGUCCCCGAAUACGAAUUUAUCAAGCAUCGCACUACCCUGAACGAUUUUUACGCGAAGAAAGAUGCGAAGUUUCAGUCAGGCAAGACAGAAGAAAGCAUGGAUCGAUACUGGGCGUGGAAGAGUCAAUUGAGCAUUGAUGGCUUGCCGGGUAUGAAGAGGGGCGUGAAAUACGCCAGGGAGAACGGAGUCAAGCCGUUGAAGAAGAUGGUGGGAAGAUAUGCGCCUGGAGCGCCGAGGACGACCGCGGGGGUGGAGCCGUUGCAUUUGCUUCUUGUACUGCUGCUGGGAAUUAUUAUAGGGGGUGCGAUGGCGGUCAGUUUCAUUACGCCAGAGCAAUUGGAAAGCUUGAGAAAGGGGAGGGUGAUAAUCUGAAUACACGUCUUGUGUUGCAAGCACAGUUGGGGCUAUACGUUGUAUCGAGACGGAACCUCGUUCAGAUAAAUAGAUGAUGACAGGAUUGUAAUCUUCGAAGAUUGAUAUGUUUGGUUGUGCGUGUCACCUAUCUGGUCCUCGAUUUGAG